Closterium sp. Naga37s-1 is the source of this 15795-nucleotide messenger RNA. The record is from the annotation of a GenBank genome assembly. Lineage: Eukaryota; Viridiplantae; Streptophyta; Zygnematophyceae; Desmidiales; Closteriaceae.
AUGGCAGUUCCCGCCUGUCGGAUCCCCGCCAAUCCCACAGUCCCCGCCCAAGCAGUCCCCGCAGUCUCCGCCCAAGCAGGCUCCGCCCAAGCAGUCUCCGCCCAAGCAGUCUCCGCCCAAGCAGUCCCCGCCCCAGCAGUCCCCGCCCCAGCAGUCUCCGCCCAUUCAGUCCCCUCCCAAACAGUCCCCGCCCAAGGAAUCCCCGCCCGAAUCCCCGCCCAACUCUCCGCCCUUUUAUCAAUCCCCUCCCAACUCCCCACCCGAUUGGUCGUCCCCUCCUUACUCGCCUCCGUUUUCUCCUUCACCCUCUUUGUCCCCGCCCCGAGCUUCCUCCCCCAAGAAGCCCCCUCUCCGCCACUCUCUCCUGGCUCCCUCUUCCCCAAUUCGUCUGUCGCGCCGCCUGUGUACUUUCCCCCUUCUCCGAAGCCCCCCCCGCCCCCCCCAGCACAGCCCCCGUCCCCCCCACCUUUUGGCCCAUCUCCACCGCCCCCUCCUGCGCCUCCCCCACCGCCGCCUAUUAUCAUUCUGCCCUCUGAUGAUGGAUCAACAACGGGGACGAGCAGCGGGGGAAUGAGCACUGCUGCUCUGGCAGGAACGAUCAUUGGAGUGGUGCUUGGUGUGCCGUUGCUGGCUGGAGGCGUCUGGAUGGGAGAUAGCCCCGCCCACGUGUAUUGGAAGCAGUGGCGCUUCAUUCCCCGCGCUGCUCCCCGCGUCUCCCCUUUGCGCCCCUCCGCAUCCGCCGCCGCGAAGCAAACCCCACGCGGCACCCCUCGUGCCGCCUCCGCCGCUGCUCGCGCGGAAGAAGCGGAGGGGGUCGGGCGGAAAUGGCGAAGCGGAGGCGGAGAGGGAGCGGGGGAGGGGGUGGAGGGCACGCUGGCGGCGGUGCGGGCGGCAGUGAGGUGGCAGCAGUGGUGGAGGGCGAAGGGGAUGAUGGCUGUGUGCUGCUGGGGCAAGACGAGAGGCGCAGGUGGCGCGCAGUGGGAGCCGCGCGUGUGGGUCUUCUGCUCCAACCCCACCUUCUCUUCAGGCCCGCGCCCCCCCUCGCGCCACCAGCACCACCAGCACCAGCAGCAGCAGCAGCAGCACCAUCACCGAACACGUGGGCGGGCAGGGCGCCGGGUGGGAGGAAAGGCCGGGGCAGCAGUAGCAGUGCGGAAGGCAGGAAGGGGAGGCGGCGGGAGGGUGUUUGAGAAGAGGUGGAGUGAGGCAGCGGCAAGCGAGGGCGGAUGGGGUGGUGACAGCCUUGCUAUGAAACCCACUUCAACUUACACUCUUCCCAAACACCCCCCAACACUCCCCCUCUGCUCCCCCUCCUCCCCCCUUCCGCCCCCCUCCCUCUCCACCCCAGUGGCAGCAUGGGGUUACUGGGCGGCGGAUGGCGGGUAUGUGUCGUUCCGCUUGCUCAAGCUGCCCACUCGCCUCAGGCGCGCGCACAGGGUGGCCGCAUUCAGGCGCAAGGGCAAGGCACGCGGGGGGACUGCUGGCAGGCGCAGGAAGGCGGGCGCUGGGGCGGGGGUGAAGGGCGGAGGGCGCGGCAGUGGGUCACGGAAGAGAGGGCGGGGUGGCGGAGGAUGGGGGAGUGGCGGGGAGAGGAUGGCUAAACGCGCGCGCGCGCAGGGGGGAGGGGGUUCGGAGGGACUUAUAGGGACUCCCAGAGGGAAGGCAGGGCGGGAGAAAAAGGGGGUGGCUAGCAGGCGAGGUGGGACAAGAGGUGUGCGUGGGAAGGGCAGAGGGGGAGGCAGACAGGCGAGAAAGCCGGGGGAGCGAAGGCGAGCAGCAGGGGGGAAGCGGACUGGGAGGAGGAGGGUGGGUGUGGGCGGAGUGAAGCGGUCACGGAGGAGGAAGAGAGUGGUGGUGAUGGGUGGGGUAGGGCAUGAGGAGGUGCUGUACUGGCUGUGCGAGGCGCUGAGGCAGAGAGUGGCGCGGGCGUUCGAGGCAGCAGGCUAUGUGGAGUUCGAUGGGGUCUUUGUCAAGCCCAUCACCACACGCAGCCAAGCCAGCCAUGCAGCGGCCAUUGCAUGUGAAGUGCAUGUGCGCCCCUCCGCCUUCGGUCUCCUGCUCCACACACACGUCUCCACCAGGUCGUUGCGUGCAUUGACUCCUGCUGACUUCUCACAGCAACGACCCCAUGGCUCCGCGUUACCAGGUGAGGCAAUGGCGCUGCCAGCCCACCAUCCACCUACGCUCCGAUCCCCUUCCAUACCCAAUCCCCGCGCUUCCCCUCGCUUCUGCCCCCCUCCCUCCAUGCCAGUGCUGCUGGCGCCAGCAGCAUGGCCUGCCCUGGUCCAUCGCCCCACUCCCCCUCGCCUCAUCCGCUUCCUGCGCCGCUGGCGCGUGGAGCAGCAUUUGAGGCGCACGCAGGGAAGAGAGGCGCGAAGAGGGGUGAGGGCAGGGGCAGUGCGGACGAAGCAGGGGAGAACAGGGGGACGGGGGGUAAGGAGGGGGACAGGGAAGGCGAAGCAGAGGAGGAGUGCUGUGGCCGUGAGCGGGCAGAGGAGGAAAGGGAGGAAGGGGAAAGUGGGAGUGCGCGUGGGGAAGGGAAAGAGGGGUGGGAAGAGAGCAGCUAUUGGUGAAGGCCGGAAGGUUACGGGUGGUGAGAAAAAAAAAAAGAAGGGAAAGGUGGUAGGAGAGAAAAAGCCAGUUAAGACAGGAGGAAAGAAAAAGAAGGGAAAGGUGUUUGGGAAGAAAAAGCCAGUUAAGACAGGAGGAAAGAAAACAAAGGGAAAGGUGUUAGGGAAGGGUGGCGCCGGAGUAGCGAGGAAGAAGGCAGGUGAAGCAGGGGCGAGGAAGAUAAAAGGAAAACCAGGACGGGCGAAGAAUCGACCGUUGGCUAAAGUAGGUGUGAGGAAGACUAAGGAGAAGGCGGGCCAGGCAAGAAAUAAAGUGGUGGUUGCGAGGAAGGGGAGGAAGAAGAAGACGGUGACUUUUGCUGAUGUGCGCGGUCGGAAGGUGGUGACACGGAAGAAGGGCAAAAGACGAGUGAAGCUGGUGCACAUGAUUGGCAAGUGGCAGAAGCUGCUCUUCCGCCAUCCACCCACCGCCCGUCUCCCUCCAGCCAUCUCUGCCGCCCUGCAGCCGCCCCUGCCGCCCGCUGCCGGGCCGCCCACGUACGUGGAGGUGGAGAUGUUGGUGCCGGUGGUGGGCAGGCAGGGCGGCAUGAAGCGGCGGGGGAGGGGUGGGGGGAGUGUGGGCCGGGCGAGGGGUUUAGAGGAGAGAGGAACAGGCAGGGGAACUGAUGGUGGGAAAAAUAUGGUAGGUGGUGAGGGGGAUGAAGGUGGGAUGGGCGAGGGGGGGCGGAAAAAGGGUGAAGGGGAAGGGGAGGAAACCUUGAGGGGUGGUGGGGCAGCAGGGAGUUGUGGCAGCGGGCAGGCAGGGCAAGCAAGAGGUGGUGAGAGGGAACAUCCGGGCGAUGUGUCUGCAGCAGGGCGCGAGAAGAAGGGCAAGGGACGAGGAGGCGAGGCGGGCGCAGAGGGAGGGAGUGGCGCAGUGCAUGUGCACGGGGGGCAGGAGGGAGUGUUGCGAGUGCGGUUGCUGGUGGACUCGCGACUCGCCAUGCUGCCGCUCUUCCACCCGCCUCCUCUGCACCUCCUCUCCUCUCGCAUCCGGCAACUGCUCCCUGCCCACCAGCCAUCGCUGCUGCCCUCGCCACCCAACCCACAUCCCCCAUCUCGCCAACCACGCCCCUUCACGCUCCCCACCCACAAUCCCGCCAGUGCUGCGCCUCUUACCGCUGCGCCCUCUCUCCACCCGGCCCCUCCCUCCCACCCUCCUGCCUCUUCCAUUCCCCCCGCCUCUUUUUCGCCAUCGCCACCGCUCUCCUCUCUCCCCCUUGCGCUGCCUCAUCGCCUCGAGCUUGCUGCACCUCUCUCCUUCCUCCGAAUGCUGCCCAGGCCGCCCCAACCCAAGCCAUCCACCCAUCCCCCCGUUCCGCCACCACCCACCCCUCACCGCUCCCCUUCCCCUCCUCCCUCGCCCCACCCCACCACUCCUGCCUCCCCUCCCCCUGCGCCCGCGCCUCCUCCUGUCCCCUCCGCUGCUGUUGAAGCUGCUACUGCCGCCAAGGAAGGGCAGGAGGGGGGUGAGCAAGGCAGGGAGGCGGAAGGGGGGCGGAGUGGCAAGUCAAUGGGCACGUGGCAGGUGGUGGCGGUGGGGCGGGGGGAGGCGGAGGGUGGUGGUGAUGGCAGGGAUGGGGAGAGUGGGUCUCAGGCACUGGCGAGCAGAGACGAGGAUGGGCAGCAGCGCAGCAAGAGGGCGCGCACGACUCCCCCCACCAUAGGCCUCGAUGCCAUGCGUGAGCCAGACCUCUUCUGGUCCCACCCGCUCAACGCCUGGUUCCUAGGCCCGGGAGAGGCUGGGGCCGAGCCUGGUUCCGAGGCUGAGGGCGGGGGCGGGGGCGAGGGGGCGUUGGAGGUGGUUCUGGGCGUGCAGCAGCUGGUGGCGGUGCUGGAUGAGGUGGAUGGGCAGGUGGUGGCGGGCAUGCGCGCCGAGGGGGGCAUGGGGGCUCUGCUGGCCGAGGAGGAUGGCGAUGAGCAGUGGCUGGGCGAGGUGAGUGCUGCUGGGAGGCAGGGAGCGGUGCGAGGUGGAGGUGUGAGGGGGAAGGGGAGAGUGCGGGCUCUACCCGGGGAACCUCCUCCCACCGCUCUCCACACUGCACACCUCACCACGCACGGCGCACCGCACACACGCGGCCAUGACAGCACAGCAUCCGCAUCCCGGGCAUCUCUGGCCCUGCGUGCAGGGCGCAGGGCGAGGGCCAUUCGCCUGGAGCAGCGCGUGCAGAAUGAAGCAGAGGUGCUGCUGCCGCCUACAUACACUGCUGCUGCCAGCGCUGGGAAGGCACACGCACGCACUGCAGGAGCAGCCGCAUCGGUACAGGGGGGUAGUGAACAAGCGAUGGCAGGGGCAGGGGCUGUGGCAGGUGCAGGGCAUUUGAACAGUCGCGCAGAUGGAAGUGUGGGCGUGGAGGUGUUGAGGGAGGGGAAGGGAGCGAAGGAAGGGAAAGCGGAGGGUGAAGCAGCGGGGGCUAGAGGCGCAGCAAGAGACGGAGCCCCUUCGAGGUUGUACCGUAGCAGCGUUCCUGCCUUUGCCCGGCGGGUGCUGCUGUGCCCGCCAGACCCACUUGCUGCUCCUGCCCCUGUGCCCGACCACUCCCACCUUCCGUCUGGCUCAACUGCUGCCGUGCACCCUGUGGGUUCAUCCCAGCAUGGCAGCUCCAUGCCUGCUGCUACCAGCAGCACCAGCACCACUAGCAGCCGGCAGCGGUACGUGUAUUCAGAGCUGCCACCGCCGCCUCUUACCGCAUCUCUCCCCGCAUUGCCACCGCACUCAGCUUCUGCCACCGCCCCCUCCUGCCCCGCCACUCCCCCUCUCUCUGAUCAACCCCUGUACCGGGCGUCAUUGUUCUCGCCCCUGCCUGGGGCACCCCUGCACGCCUCUGCUGCUGCCGCUCCUCCCCCUGGCGGCACGAUAAGCAGGCCUGGGGGGGGCAUGCCCCCUGCUGCUGCUGCUGCAAUGCGUGAUGUGGGGGGUAGUGGCAGUGGCAGUGGUUUUUCUGGCGCUGGUGCUGGCGCCGCUGCUGCUGCUGGGGCAGGUGGGGUUGGUGCGGCGGGGGGGCAAGUGCUGGGGGCGAGUGAUGGUGCGAGGGAGAACAAAGGUCUGCCGCCCUGCACGCCUUAUGAGCUGGUGCCUGCUGUGGUGUUGACUAGGCCGGGAGCUGGGGUUGACACAGAUGUUGAUGGUAUGAAAGUGGAAGGGGUGGUGGUGAGUGAGGAGCGGAUGGGCGUCACAGGGGAAAGGCUUGCUGUGAAAGGGGAGGAAGGGAAGGGAAGGGAUGCGAGGGAGGGUUUGAAAGGAAGAUUGAAGAAGGGCGAGCAGAGGCCAGGUGAGGCGGAGAGGAAGCGUAAAUUCGUGAGGUUUGUGGGAGUUGACGGGGACGAGGAGGCGGCUGCUGAUCCAGAUGGCGGGACGGCGAAGCGGCAAAUGAGGCGCACCAAAGGAGGCAGACCGAGCAUGGUGAAGACAGAAGUGGGUGGCCCGGUGGUAGGGACGCAGAAGGUGAAGAAAGGGAGGCUGUCAGGGAAGACGACGGGAAAGAAGGGUGGGAAGGUGGGCAAGACAGGGAAGGCGGCACGUGCGCUGCGAGAGGGGAAGGUGGCUGGUGCUGGGGAUGGAGUGAAGGGAGGACGAGGUGUUGCGAGGUCAGUCAAGGUGGGUAACGCGGAUGAUAGGAAGGUGACUGGAGUCAAGGUUGGGGAGAGGAGGAAGGUGAAGGUGAAGGGGAAGGGGGAGUUGAAGGGGAAAGGGAAGGGGAAGGGGGAGGGGAAAGGGGAGGUGAAGGGGAAGGGGAAGGGGGAGGUGAAGGUGAAGCGGAAGGGGGAGGGGAAAGGGGAGGUGAAGGGGGAGAAGAAGGGGAAGGUGAAAGGGGAGGGGAAGGGGGAGGCUAAGGGGAAGGGGAAGGUGAAGGAGAAAGGGAAGGGGGAGGUAAAGGUGAAGGGCAAGAGGAAAAGGGAGGUGAAGAGGAAGGGGGAGGUGAAGGGGAAGGGGAAGGUGAAGGGGAAGAGGAAGGGGGAGGUGAAGGGGGAGAUGAAGGGGGAGAUGAAGGGGAAGGGGAAAGGUAAGGGGAAGGGGGAGGUGAAGGGGAAGGGUAAAGAGGUGGUGAAGGGGAAGGGUAAGAUGAAGAAAAAGGUUAAGGGGGAGAUUAAGGGGAAGCGGAAGGUGAAGGGGAAGGUGAAGGGGAAGGGGAAGGGGAAGGUGAAGGGGAAGGUGAAGGGGAAGGGGAAGGGGAAGGUGAAGGGGAAGGUGAAGGGGAAGGGGAAGGUUAAGGGACCAAAAACGAAGGUGCGUGGUGUUGGGGAUACAGGCAAGCGCGCUGUGAAGAAGAGGAGGAUGAAAAGCAUCAAGGGGCGGCACAAGGGCGAGCGUGUAAGACGCCGGGUGGUGAAGGGUGGUGGAGUGCGGUUGAAGAGGAAACUGGCACACAGAGGGAGAAGACAGCAGCAGAGGGGAGGUCGAAUGGCGCGGCGAUGGCUGCUGGGGGCGGAAGUGAGUGUGGGGCGGUGUGGGGGGGACAGCAGGGAGGAGUGGGAAGCGAUGCCUGUACUGGGGCUGCGGGAAGAGAUGAGCAUGAUCAAGCUCUUGCUCUCUCAUCCGCUCGCCCAGGCUAAAGGCAACGACGAUGUGUGUGAAUGUGGUAGGGCAAGUGGGACAACCAGGAGCAUGGCACACUCGCUGGGGGGCAGUGUGCAGGCAGGGAAUGCACAUGGUGCUGCUGCUGCUUCUGCAGCGGCAGGAGCAGCAGCUGCCGCUACUCAUGCUGCUCCUGUUGUUGUUCCCGGUGGUGGUGGUGCUGCUGCUGCACCUGCUCCUGCUUCUGCUGCUGCUGCUGCUGCUGCUGACGCGGUGCCAGCACCAGAGCAGCUGUCCCAUCCAGCCCCUGCUUAUGAUUCAACAGCAGCAGAAGCGCAGCAACCACCGAAUACCACACACAACCCCUCCACAACCCCAACAUCCCUGCAACCACCAUCUGAACCCCCAUCAGCAGCAGCAGCACGAGCAGCAGCAGCAGCAGCACCAGUGGUGCCGUGUGCCAUGGUGCGGCAGGCAGAGGCUCUCAGGGACCCCUCUCUGGACACGGCUUUGCUGGCAGCAGCAAACGGCAGGUGUCCCUGGUGUGCGCGCCGCUUGCCCUCUCCCCUCACCGCUUUUUCUGCGUCAACCCAGCAGCGCCAGGGCUUGUGGUCCGGCACACAUGGGGAAUCGCCGCUGCUCGCCCUCUGUGGGGAUGCUGCUGUGGUUGCCGCUGGUGCUGGUGGCAAUGGAAGCAGCAGCAGCAGCAGCAGUGCGGGGCAGCGUAUCCUUGCCAGCCUGCAGGGGCCUCUGCCGUCACCGCUGACCGCUGCGCUGCUGGCGGGGGAAGUGAAGUCGCUCCUCCUCGCUGCCUUUGGCUCCCGCCGCCUCACCGGCCCGCUCUCUCUCCCCGGCCUCGCUGCUCCCACCCGCCCCACGCCCCCCGUCCCCACCCCCACAACUUCCCCCGCCGCCUCCCCCUCUCCCUCCCCCACUCCCCCCGCUCCCCCCACCACCAUGAAGCCACCUUCCCCUAGAUCCCAACCCCAACUCGCGCCUGCUGCCACUGGUGCUGCAGCAAAGGUGGCGGAGGAGGUGCAGGGAGAAAAGGUUGUGGGGAGUGGAGGAAUGGAGAAAGCGGCACUGGCGGAGAGUCCUAUGGGGAAGGCAGGGGUUGGUGCAAGUGAUGUGGGGAAGGGUGGGGUGGAUGGGGGGGGGGAUGGUGGGCGGCAGGUAAGGGGUGCGGAUGGGGAUGCGAGAGUGAGGGAGGAGGUGGAGGAGGGGGAGGCUGUGGAGAUGGAGGAAGGGGAGGCGAGGGAGGAGGGGGCCGUGGAGGAGGGUGAAGCAGUGGAGGUUGAGAGGAGGGGGAUGGGAGAAGCGGAGGAGAGCAGGGGCACACGGGAAGUGAGGUGGGAGGGGGUGAAGGGCGGGGGUGGUGAGGAGGGGAGGGUCGGGAGCAAAGGGGUGAAGGAGGAGGGUGAGGCAGGGGUGGUGGGUACAACGGCCGGUGCGAGUGGGGGGGUGGCGGAGGGUAAGGGCGUGGGCGCACGUGGGGAGGAGGAGGAGGGGGAAAGGAUGAAGAGGAGUGGCGCGGGCGGAGGGGUGGAGGCAGAGGGCGGUAAGGAGGUGGAGGGGAGUAAGAAGACGGAAGGGAGAAAGGAGGUGGAGGGUGAUGAGGAGGAGGCAGGGAGCAGAGUGCGGAGUGUGGUGGCGCUGUGUCCGCCAGCAGUGCUGGUGGGGUAUCAGGACGACUGGCUUGCCACCUCGCCCUCGCUGCUCCGCCUCUGGGACAAGGCGCCCUUUGAACCCUACUGCCUGCCUAAACCCCUAUCGGUGCUGGCCAUCUGCCCCGCGCUGCCUGCCCUCGCUCGCCCCCUCCGCCCCUUCCUCUCUGACCUCGCUUCAGUGUACGAAGCAUGUUCCCUGGGCACCUUCUCCCCGCUGCUGCCGCUCUCCCCCGCCCCCGACCACCACCACCCCCCGGGCAUGCUACCAGUGCCGAUGCCCCCUGCCCACCUGCCCCCGGCCCGCGCCGUGGGUGCUUUCAGUGACGCCUUGGCAGCUGCCCUUGCCAAGCUGCCUCGGACUGCCCUCUUCCCCCCCACCAACUCCACCGACCCUGACCUUUGCCCCUCCACGCUGCUCCUGCUGGUGUGCCCCUGGACAUCCCCUGGGGCGUCCCUCUCCCUCUUCCUCCGCACUGCUGCCCACACCCACGCCCUCACGCUCGCUGCUGCCAAAGCAUUACCCACAGCCGCCCAUCCCACUGCUCCGCCCAGUCUCACGCUCUUCCCGCGUCCGCUCACAGUGCAUCUGCUGCCCAUGUCCCACGUGCUCUCCCUCUCACACUCUGCACGCGCCAGCUCCCUUCGUCAGCUCGCCUUCUCGCUCUUCUCCAAAGUCAGACGCUCCCUCCUCCCGCUGCCACACUGCCCUGCUCAAUCUGACGGGGGAAAUGCAGCAGCAGGAGCAGGAGCAGGAGGAGGGGGAGGAGGCGGAGAAGCAGGAGCAGGGGCAGGGGCAAGAGCAGGAGAGGGCGUGGGAGGGAUGGGGGGAAACGAAAAGGUGGUGGAGGGGAGAGGGGGGCGAGACGGCAGCAGUCACGGCGGGACGAGUUCUGGGGUGCCAGCAGGCAGCGGGGCUAGCAUGGGGGGCGUGGGAGGGGGUGUGGUGAGGAGCAGUGGUAGUGGUGGUAGCAGUGGCGGUGGUGAUGGGGGCGGGGAUAGGGAUGUGCUAAGUGAGUUGGCGAGGAGGGGAGGGGGCGCAGGGGCUAUUGGAGUGAGGGGAGGGAUCAUGGAUCGCCUCAGCAGACAGCCCAUGCAGUCGCCCGCUGCUGCAGCAGCACCAGCAGGAUCAGGCAUCCCAGCAGCAGCAGGCGCAGCAGCAGAGGCAGCUCCUGCACACGCAGCAGCAGCAGAAGCAGCAGCAAGAGCAGCAGGGGGUUCUAGUAGUGGUGGUGCUGCACCAGAGGCAGACUGCAAGAGUGCGCCUGGUUCUCAUCCCACGCCUGCACCCGCCCCCUCCUCCGCCCCUCCGUCCCUGGCACCCACCACCCCCUCGCUGCUCCACGAGCCGCCCUUCAUCCUCGCCUCCCCUGGUUCUGCCUCUUCCUCUCUCUCCCUGCCCUGCCCUUCCCGCACCCGUAGUGCUGACGGGGGGGAGCAGAGAGCAGCGAGCAGCGUGCAAGGGCAGGCGGUGGGGAGUUCAGUAGCUCCCAAGGUGGAGCAGCAGGGGAGGAGCGAGUGCAAGGCGGGAUGGCCCAGGGAGAGGGUGAGCGGUCACCCUCCCGUCUCCCCGUCUCUCACUCCUGCUGCUGCUGCUUCUGCUUCUGCUGUGCCCGGGACCACAGCAGUGGGAGGCACGGCGUCGCAGCAAAGUGCAGCAGCAGCGCAAGGCGCAUGGGUGGGUGGGGUGGCAGGAGGGCGUGCACGGGUGACCGGGGCAGCACCGGCGCCCACCAGUGGAGCAGGGGGGGCCACAGGAGGCGCAGCUCCGGGGCACAAGGGACCCCUGGCGCUGCACUGCGUGUACAUGUGGGGGGAUGACUCUGCGCCUGAUGCUCCUUCCGCUCCUGGUGAUUCAGGCACGGCCAGCACUUGUGGCGUGGAUCACCCCUUGGGCCUCCCAAGUGCGACACUGAAGAGAGUGAAGGGGCGUGGAGCGGGCAGCAGGGCAGGGGCGGGGGCAAGGGUGCCGUGGGUGGUGGCGGUGUGGACAGACUCUCGGGGCGAAUUGCUUGAGACCCGCGUGGUGCAUGGCCGGGCACAUGCUGGGGCGGACGGGGAGGCUGGAGAGGCCGCGGAGGGUGGGCAGAGUGAGAAGGGAGGGGAGUCUGGGGAGGGGAUGAGGGGUGGUAGCGGAGGUGUGGGUGAUGGAAGGGGAGAGGGGGAGGGUGGGGAUGGAGGGAGGGAUGUGCAGGGUGUGGCGGAGGGCGGGGUUGGAGGUGGUGGAGAGGGAGGGAGAGAGGCUGAUGGAGUGGGUGGGGGUGGGGAGGGAGGUGACGAGGAGAUGAGGAGAGAUGGGUGUGGCGUGGAGGCGGAGAGAAAGGAUGGGAUGGAAGUGGAUGGUGGGGCGGGCAUGGGGGAAAGUGGUGGUGGGGGGGUGACAGGAGUAGCGGAAGGCACGAGGGCGUGGGUGGGGCGAAUGCAGAGCGUGUUGGAGCAGGUGCUGCAGGUGGGCGUGGAAGUGGUGGCGCUGCUGCAGCACAAGGCACGCCUGCAGGCGGGCACGGAUGCGGACAAGGGGCAAGGGGAGGGGGGGAAGGGGAGGGAGCGUGGUGGGGAGGGAGGGGAGGAGGAUUGGUGGAUGGCCCAGCGGCCGGUGUAUGUGGUGAAGGCGGGCCAGGGGAUGACACGCGCGGAGCUGCAAGCAUGGGAGCAAGCCAUUUCGUCGCUCUCCUCCUCCUCCUUCCGGCCAGUUUUCUCCGCCUCUACCCACGGCUCCACCCACCCACCACCACGCCACCCAACGUCCAGCAGCCGCACAACCCAUGCAGCAGCCGGCAAGGCAACACAGGCACAGGCAGGCAGAAACACCGCACAAGGACGACCAACAGCAACUGCUGGAAGGGCAGAGGGGAGGAAGGAGGGCUCUCUGGUUGCACAACCAACCCCAGCCCAGCCCAUGCCUGUGCGCCCACCCUCACAGCCCGCCUCUGCGUCCCUCCCCCCCCACGCGCCGGGGCACGAGGGAGAGCAGGUGCAGGGCCGGGCGUCUCAAAAAGCUGGGAGCAGCACUCCUGCUGUCGCCCACGCUCCAGCUGCCUCUAACCCCCUUUCCCACGCCGCUGCCCUUGCAGCCGAACCCUCCCCUCACCUGUCCGGCCAGGGAGCAGACGAGCAGGAGAAGGGACCGGAGAGCCAUGGGGUGGCUGUGGGGGGUGAGGGGGCGGGUGUAGCAGAGGGGUCGCGGGAAGGGAGUGCGCGGGUGGAGGGACACCCUGGGGUUGGGACGGUGAGAGAGAGAGUGCCGGGUGUGUGGCAGGGCAUUGCAAGCGUGACCGUUGCAUGGCUGCAUGUGGUGCCACAGCUGCAACUCAUGUCAAUACCACCGCCACCCCCAUCCCCCACUCCCUCUCCUGCCCCUGCACCUGUUCCCUCUGUCCUUACCCCUUCCUUCCCUUCGCCCGCUCUCGUUCCCGCUGCCUCCCCUAUUCUCUCCCCCAUGCAACCACACCCAUCCCGCCCCACUCCAUUCCCGUCCCCACUAGCCACGCGCCACACUGCCACCACCCCCACCACACUCCCCCUUUCAGAACCAUUCUCCCCUCCCCUUGCACCCCUGCCCCCAUCCUCCCGAGCCACUUCCUCCCCCAUCCCCCUCCAUCCCCCUCCUCUCCCCCACUCGCCCUUCCCCCACGCACCCUUCCCCCCCCGCAUCCCCCAUGAGCGCACACACCCCCUGCACCCGCCACUGCCCUCACCGCCCCUGCAUGGCGCAAUCGCAAUCCCACCCCGGGGUCCCUUGCAGACUCCCCAGCAGCACGGGGCAGGAUCUACUCUGCUGCUCGUGCCCCAUGCUCCAUGGAUCGACCUCUCCACCCCUGCACACUCCCCCUGCAACCCUCCGUACUUCCCUCCCACUCCUCUGCACCGCUUGCGCCCCCCCAAGCGUGUGCGCCCUGCUCUGGGCCGGCUCCAGAAACCCAAGCGGAAGAAGCAGCGUGUGCCGUUGCUGUUACCCCCCCCACCUCCUCCCCCUUCCCCCUGCGCCCCGCUCCCCCUACCCCUGCGCCCGCUUGUGGUGGCUCAAGUAACACGAGCGCUGCUGUUGCGACUGAGGCGGCAGCAGGAAGAGGGGAUGAGGAAGGGGAAGCGGGGUAAGUUGAUAGGAGGGGUUAAGGGAAGGACGAAAGGUGGAGUGGUAGCAGUGGGUGUGAGAGGGAGGAAAGGCAGCAGGGGUGAAGGAAGCAAGAGUGAAAGGAUCAAGGACAAAACAAGCAAGGGGAAAGCAGGUGAAGAGAUUAAGACCAAAUUAGGCAAGAGGAAAAGGGUUGUUGGGAGCAAGGGUGAAAGGAGUAAGGGAAAAAAAAGCAAGGGGAAAUCAGGUGAAGGGAUCAAGGCCAAAUUAAGCAAGAGGAAACGGGUUAUAGGGAGCAAGGGUGAAGGGGGCAACGAUAAAGGGAACAAGGGUAAAACGAUUAAGGACAAAGAGGGCAAGGGAGAAGGGGGUGAAGGGAGUAAGGGCAACGAGAGUAAGGGUAAACGGAGCACGAUCAAAAGUGGUGGAGUCAAGGCGAGAGGAGAGAAGGUGGUGAAGCAGAACAUGCGAAAUCAGGCGACGGGGAAGGAGGCGAAGGGGACGGGGGAAAAGGGGAAGAAGGCGAAGGGGACGGGGGAAAAGGGGAAGGAGGCGAAGGGGACGGGGGAAAAGGGGAAGGAGGCGAAGGGGACGGGGGAAAGGGGGAAGGAGGCGAAGGGGACAGGGGAAAAGGGGAAGGAGGCGAAGGGGACGGGGGAAAAGGGGAAGGAGGCGAAGGGGAAGUGGAAGAAGAAGGAGGGUAAGAAAGAAGAGGGGAAGCAGACGAAGGGGAAGAAGAAGAAGGUGAAGGUGAAGAAGGGUAAGGAGAAGGGGACGAGGGAGGGUAAGGAGAAGAAAGGGAAGGAGAACAAGGGGACGAAGGAGGGGAAGGAGAAUACGGGGAAGGAGAAGAAGUCAGAGGGGAGGUUGAAGAAAGUGAAUGUGCAUGGAGUGGAAGAGGGAGUUAAGGGCGUAAAAGGGCAGGGGAAGGUCAAGGAGCUGGGUACAGGGAAGCUGAAGGGUGGGACGAUGAUGAUGAAGAAGAAGAGUGUGACAAUCGGGAAGAAAACAGGUGGUUCCAGUAAGACCAAGACAGGUGCUGCUAGUGCAAAGAAAGCAGGUACGGAGACAGGUAUUGCCAGAGGGAAGAAAACAAGUAAGAAGAUAGGUAUUGAUAGUGGGAAGAAGAAGGCAAGCCGUGCUGGUAAGAAGGUGGGCGGGAAAAGCAGUGGCAGCAAUGAGCGGAAGUCAGUGCGACGAAAGAUAAAGCUGGGCAAGGCCCGGAAGGCAGGGAGAUGGGGUGUCACAGCAUCAAAAGUGCAGAAGGUGGCAGGCAGGCAGGCAGGCAGGGCGAGAGGCCAUGGCAAGAAGGGGCGGAAAGAGGCAAGGAAGGAAUGGAGGCAAGUGUGGCGGGAAAAGAUGCGCGAGGUGGGGCGUGUGGUGCGAGAGCUGACUGGUGGGGAGGACGAUGGGCACGAGGGCGUGCGUGGUGUGGCCACAGCAGUGAUUCUCAGCACGGCGACACACCGAGGGUGUGCCGGAGGGGAGGGGGGGACGGCAGCAGGGGCAAGCGGUGCAGCAGCGGCAUGGCUGGGGCUGGAGGGGCUAUCGGUGGGAGCAGCACAGGAGGCGUUUCGGCUAGGCUUGCCCUGGCAGGGUGCGUACCAGCCUGCUGUGACUAAUAGUGGAUUCGUCUCCCGCUCUUCUUUCUCUGGUGGCAGUGGCGGUGGGGGCUUGGGUGCGCGGCUGGGGUCACAUGGAGCAGCACAUGCAAAUAUCACAGCUGCGAGCAGUGCAGCUGUUGCUUCCUAUCCCUUUCCUGCCCCAGCAGCAUCAGCAGCGACAGCAGUAGCAGCAGUGGGAGGUGGUGGUGUAAUGGCAGGAGGGAUCGGGUGUGGUGCUGGGGGAGGGGUGGUGGCUGUUACUGUUGCGGCUCACUUCAUCGCAGGGAUUGCUGUUGCUGACGCACGACAGAAGGUCGGGGAAGCGGAAGGCAAGCAGGAGGGACGGAACGGCUCGAUUCAGGACAGGAGAGGCAAGCGUGCGGUGGGUAGAGGUGCUGAUGAGCGACAGAGGGCGGGUGGUGGAGUGACAGACAGUGUGAGGAAAGAGGGCGAGGGGCGGGAAGAUGUGGGAGUGGGAGUGAAGCGAGGGAGGGAAGAGGAGGGCAGUGGGGCAGCAGGGGCGGAGCAGGGGGGAGAGGAGGGGAUUGCUGGGGGUAUCAGAAAGCGGCAGCGGGUGGAGGCACCAGGUGUAGCGGCAGGGGCCGGUGGUGGGGGAGGUGGGGCGAAGGAGAUUAAGGUUGGGAUGAAGGAGGGCAAGGGUGGGGAGGGUAGUGUGGAUGGCAGGAGGGGGGAGGGUGUGGAGUGCAAGGGUGUGGAGAUGGGUUCGCGGGUACAAGGCAGUGGUGAUGGCAGGGCGAGUGCAGAGCACAGAGAGGCAGCUCCAGGGACGUCUCCAAAGGCGAGUGGUGCACAGAGAGAGGCCCAGACUGGGGAUGGCGGGGAGACAAGAGGGCAGGCACGACACAGGAAUGACAGGGACAUGGGCAGCGAGGGAGGACGGGAGGGAGAGGAGCAGGGGAAACAGAAGAGUGUCGCAGGCAGCAAAGGGGGUGAGAAAAAGGAUGGUGAAGUGGGUGAGAGUGAGUGGUGGGAGGCGGCAGCAGAUGCGGAGGUAAGGCGCGUGGCACAGCAGCUGGGAGCAGAGCUGCAUGCGCUCUCCUGGCUCUCCGUGUCCCCUGCCAGCCCCUCCCCGCUCUCCCACCUCCCCUUCCACUUCCUUGUGGCCACCCGCCUGCUGCUGCUGCUGCAGCACGUGCCGUGCGCUGCACCUGCGUAUGUACCAAGCGGGGCGAUGGGUGGUCUUGGUGAGGAGGAGGUGGGUGUGGGUGUGGGAGGAGGGGGAGAGGGUGGUGGUGCAGCGCGUGGAGGGGAGCAGGUUGAGCAGGCAGCAAACGUGCGAGCGCACAGUCAAGGCACAUGCUUCUGA